This is a messenger RNA of Onychostruthus taczanowskii (white-rumped snowfinch), 672 nucleotides long. Its product is annotated as hypoxanthine-guanine phosphoribosyltransferase-like. Gene Ontology annotation, molecular function: hypoxanthine phosphoribosyltransferase activity; magnesium ion binding. Lineage: Eukaryota; Metazoa; Chordata; Aves; Passeriformes; Passeridae. The coding region runs from base 1 to 672 and encodes 223 amino acids. The transcript is spliced from 9 exons. The record is from RefSeq and is a predicted model, not a curated record. Gene Ontology annotation, biological process: guanine salvage; GMP salvage; purine ribonucleoside salvage.
AUGGCUCAUGGACUGCAGAUAAGAGAUGAGGAGAGCGGCUACAACAAAAACCUGUUUUGCAUUCCUAAGCAUUAUGAAGAAGAUUUAGAAAGAGUCUUCAUUCCUCAUGGUCUCAUCCUGGAUCGGACAGAACGUUUGGCUAGAGAUAUCAUGCAAGACAUGGGAAGUCAUCACAUUGUUGCCCUCUGUGUCCUUAAAGGAGGCUAUAAAUUCUUUGCUGAUUUGCUGGACCACAUAAAAGCACUAAAUCAAAAUGGUGAUAAAUCUGUGCCUGUUACCGUGGACUUUGUCAGAAUAAAAAGCUACUGUAAUGAUUCACCUGCAAAAAAAGUCAGUUUUGUUGGAGAGGAACUCUCUACACUAAAGGGGAAGAAUGUGUUAGUAGUAGAGGACAUUAUUGAGACUGGUAGAACAAUGAAAGCUCUGCUUUCAAAAAUAAAAGACAAGAAACCAAGGAUGGUAAAAGUUGUAAGUUUGGGGGUGAGGAAGCAAAUGCAGGAACUACUUACACCACCGAAUUAUAAAAAGAACUGUAUUUUUUUUACAGAUACAGGCUUUGAAAUUCCAGAUAAAUUUGUAGUUGGAUAUGCUCUUGACUAUAAUGAAUACUUCAGAGACUUAAAUCACAUCUGUAUUCUGAAAGAGAAUGCCAAAGAAAAAUACAGGAUGUGA